AUGGCCAUUGCCGAUAGCGGGAGGGGCAAGUCGAAGCCCGCCGCCAGCACGAAGUCCGUGUCUCGGUCAUCCAUGGCCGGCCUCCAAAUUCCCGUCAGCCGCAUCACCAGGUACCUUAGGGGCGGCAAUUACGCACAAUACAUCAGUACCGGCGCCCUCGUCUACCUCGUCACCGAGACCCUGGAGCCUGCUGGCAACACGACGCGGGACAACAAGAAGAACCGGAUCAUGCCGCGGCACAUCCAGCCAGCGAUGUGCAACGAUGAGGAGUUGAGUCAGUUGUUGUGCGCGUUCACCAUCGCCGACGACGGGCUGAUGCCCGACAUCCACACCGUGCUCCUCCCCAAGAAGGCCGACAAGGCUAAGGACGACAUCCACCGGCAAGCAUCCUAG
Molecule: messenger RNA, 393 nt
Organism: Triticum aestivum (bread wheat)
Lineage: Eukaryota; Viridiplantae; Streptophyta; Magnoliopsida; Poales; Poaceae
Product: histone H2A-like
Exons: 2
Coding region: 1-393 (130 amino acids)
Cellular component (GO): nucleosome
Molecular function (GO): protein heterodimerization activity; DNA binding; structural constituent of chromatin
Source: RefSeq, a predicted model, not a curated record